Peromyscus leucopus (white-footed mouse) is the source of this 2879-nucleotide messenger RNA. It is a transcript of the gene Plekha8, whose product is annotated as pleckstrin homology domain containing A8. Gene Ontology annotation, cellular component: cytoplasm; recycling endosome; membrane. Gene Ontology annotation, biological process: endosome organization; intermembrane lipid transfer; receptor recycling. Bases 196 to 1755 code for a protein of 519 amino acids. NCBI's taxonomy places the organism in Eukaryota, Metazoa, Chordata, Mammalia, Rodentia, Cricetidae. The transcript has 14 exons. Gene Ontology annotation, molecular function: ceramide 1-phosphate binding; ceramide 1-phosphate transfer activity. The record is from RefSeq and is a predicted model, not a curated record.
CUCCCUCGCCUCGCUCCGGCGGCCGCUCCGCCUCGUCCACAGCGACCGACCGCGCCAGGCGCAGGCGCAGGCGCAGCCCCGGCCCCGAAGCUGGUGCUCCUCGGCUGUCGCGGUGACCCCGCCCCCGGGCCCAGGAUGUGAGGCCGGUCCGGUGUCCCCGCGGCGGGCCGGGGCGGCGUGGGGCCCGCGGGCGCCAUGGAGGGCGUGCUGUACAAGUGGACCAACUACCUGAGCGGUUGGCAGCCUCGAUGGUUCCUUCUUUGUGGGGGAAUACUGUCCUAUUACGAUUCUCCUGAAGAUGCCUGGAAGGGUUGUAAAGGGAGCAUCCAGAUGGCAGUUUGUGAGAUUCAAGUUCAUUCUGUGGAUAACACUCGCAUGGACCUGAUCAUCCCUGGGGAACAGUAUUUCUACCUAAAAGCCAGAAGUGUGGCAGAGAGACAGCGGUGGCUGGUGGCCCUAGGGUCUGCUAAGGCCUGCCUGACAGAUAGUAGGACCCAGAAGGAAAAAGAAUUUGCAGAAAACACUGAAAACUUGAAAACCAAAAUGUCGGAACUAAGGCUAUACUGUGACCUCCUUGUUCAGCAAGUAGAUAAAACAAAAGAAGUGGCCACAUCUGGUGUUGCUGACUCCGAGGAGGGAAUCGAUGUGGGAAUGCUGCUGAAAUCAACCUGCAACACAUUCCUGAAGACCCUGGAGGAAUGCAUGCAGAUUGCAAAUGCAGCCUUCACCUCGGAACUGCUCUACCAUACGCCCCCAGGAUCCCCUCAGCUAGCGGUGCUUAAGUCCAACAAGAUGAAACAUCCUGUCAUACCAAUUCAUAAUUCAUUGGAAAGGCAGAUGGAAUUGAACAACUGUGAAAAUGGAUCUUUAAAUAUGGAAGUAAAUGGUGAUGAAGAAAUUCUAAUGAAAACCAAGAGUUCCUUGUAUUUGAAAUCCACAGAGGUAGAUUGCAGCAUGUCAAGUGAAGAAAAUACAGAUGAUAAUGUGACAGUCCAAGGUGAGAUACUGAAGGAAGAUGGAGAGAAAAACCUGGGGAAUCAUGACAGUGAGCUGGCACAGCCUGGAUCAGACUCAGUUUGCUCACCAGAAUUCGUCUGGGAAGACAGCGAAGAAGUUAUCCCAACUUUCUUUAGUGCCAUGAGUGCCAGCUUUAGUGACAUUGAACUUCUGGAAGACAGUGGCAUUCCCACAGAAGCAUUCUUGGCAUCUUGUUAUGCAGUGGUUCCAGUACUAGACAAACUCGGUCCUACAGUGUUUGCUCCUGUGAAAAUGGAUCUUGUUGGAAAUAUCAAGAAGGUAAAUCAGAAGUACAUAACCAACAAGGAAGAGUUUACUACCCUCCAGAAGAUAGUGCUGCAUGAGGUGGAGGCUGAUGUAGCUCAGGUUAGGAACUCUGCGACCGAAGCCCUCUUGUGGCUGAAGAGAGGUCUCAAAUUUUUAAAGGGCUUUUUGACAGAAGUGAAGAAUGGGGAAAAAGAUAUCCAGACAGCACUGAAUAACGCAUACGGCAAAACAUUACGGCAACACCAUGGCUGGGUAGUUCGAGGGGUUUUUGCGUUAGCACUGAGGGCAGCACCAUCCUAUGAAGAUUUUGUGGCUGCGCUAACCAUAAAAGAAGGUGACCACCAUAAAGAAGCUUUCAGUACUGGGAUGCAGAGGGACCUGAGCCUUUACCUCCCUGCUAUGGAAAAGCAGCUGGCCAUACUGGACACUUUAUAUGAGAUCCACGGGCUGGAGUCUGAUGAGGUGGUGUGACAGCUACAGGACAGCACCUCCUAACUUCAGGGAAUAAAGUUUGCUAAAGUGUUGUGUUGCCCUAGUUAAUUCAGCAACAGCUUUGAUGCUCUCCAACUCCUUUCCUGGGGAGAGAGACAGGAGGAAGCAAGACCUAGUGCUUUUAUAGAAUUGUGUUAAUGCAUAUGUGUUUGGUGUUUUUAAAAAUCAAGGUGCUAAAUAUUCAGUUCAACAGGCCUACUGGAAACCAAAUCAUAGCUGUCACAGACUUGAAUAGCAAGUAAUAAGAGCAAAAUUGGCAAAUGAAUUUGUUGGGAUCACAUUUUAUAUUGUUCUGUUUCAGUUAUUAGUUGUAAUGGACCACCCAAAUCCAAGCAGUAUGCAGGACUAUAACACAAAGCCAGUGUUUAAAAUAGCUUAGAAAUUGACUGAGCGUUGGAGGGAGUGUAAGCUCCUUUGUCAGAGACUUGCUGUGUAACGGUUUGUUAUUUCUAGACUGUCCCGAGUGGGUCCCUUCUCUGUGUCUCUGCUGAUGAGAAGGGCAGUGUAGGGAAGAGAUUUUGAUGGUUGUGGGAAAACGCUAACAAGGACUGCCGUGCCUGUUGUCAGGUGGGACAGUGGCUCCAGGAGAUGACCUCACCCUGUGCUUGAGAACAGAAUAGAAGGGUAGGGGAAGUUGUUGGGGUAACGAGUGCUGCUCUUUGACAAUACAUUUCCUGUAUGCUAUCUGAAUUGGACAUCAUAACAAAACAGUGACAUUAUAGAGGAUUGCUGCUUAUAAUAGGAAGGUCUACUCACAUUCAUGGAGUAUCUUGUUUCUCUUGAUUUUAUUUUAUUUUUAUUUAUUUUUGGCCUAGCUUUAUGAACUCUUCAGCAAAAGAGCCAGGUGGCUUUAAAUGUGAUCUAGAUGACCCCUGUAUUGAAGUCAUAUGAUGUGCUGUUUGAAAGAACAGAGUCCUAGAACUUACCUGAAGAACCCACUCUGGAGGUAAAACAGGAAUUUUCUGGUUGAUGACCUUCCCAGGCAAUACUCAAGUACACAGGUUGAAGAGCUACCCAAUUGAAUUCUAGUUUUCAGAAUUCCCAUUCUUCUGCAAGAACCAAAUGAUCCAUCCCCCUACCCCAGGAGAAAGAGGGCCAUCAUU